AUGUGCCCAGAAGCCCAAGUCCAGCUCCAUGCCGCCCUGGCGGCACGUCAGGAGCCGCCGCCGCCGAUCGACCCCGAUCUCGCAGAAUUGCAGUGCUCGCUGUGCAUGAACACUCUGCUCGAGCCCGUCACGACGCCAUGUGGCCACACCUGGUGCCGGUCGUGCGUGCUGCAGACCGUCGACCACCGCCUCAGCUGCCCGCUCUGCCGCACCGACUUGCCCGGCUGGAGCUACUUUUCUGGCCGCCCGUCCAACAGCAUCCUCACCCAGAUCCUGGAGAGGUACCACGCAGAAGAGUACCGGAGCCGUCGCAUGGCGCACGAGGCCGUGAAGGAACAGGAAGUCAUCCCGAUCUUUGUGUGUACGGUUCUCUGUCCCGGCGAGGGGCAGGGCCUGCAUAUCCACGAGCCCAAGUACCGGCUCAUGAUCAAGCGCGUGAUGGAAACCACGAAAAAGUUCGGCGUCAUUCCUCCGUCGGCACGGCCGUAUGUCGGCACCCUGGUUGACGUGCUCCACUGUCGUCCCGUGCAAGGAUCUGACCUGGCGCAAACCCCAGAAGGACCGCAGCCCCGUCUGGUCGUCAUGGUCACGGGCAUCCACCGCUUUCGUAUUCUUGAAUGCGUGAACCACCCUGAUGGAUACCACAUGGCUCGCAUCGAGCGCUUCGAUGACCUGGACAUUGAGGACGAAAUCGCAGGCGAAUCGCCCGAGGCAGGCACGCCCUCAGUCACGACCCAGGUGAUGCGCAACUACUCGAGCGCGCACGGCGGGCAGCCUUCACAUGUCAACGAUGCCGAGAUCGUGCGCCUGCAUCUCGAAACGACCCGCACGUUUGUGCAGAACCUGCGGCAGUAUCUACCGCCGAGCCAACUCGCGCAGUUUGACCGUCAGUAUGGCCCAAUCCCUUCCGAGAUUGCCGAUCUGUCCUUUUGGAUCACCCAGAUCAUGCCCUUCAGUCAGCAGAUCAAGUAUACCCUUCUCACCUGCCAACGGCCGUUCAAGCGGCUGGCGAUGAUUGUCGCAUGCGUCGAACAGGCCGCCAACGGCUAA
Polychytrium aggregatum is the source of this 1050-nucleotide messenger RNA. RefSeq names its product PUA-like domain-containing protein. Lineage: Eukaryota; Fungi; Chytridiomycota; Chytridiomycetes; Polychytriales. The transcript has 2 exons. The record is from RefSeq and is a predicted model, not a curated record. The coding region runs from base 1 to 1050 and encodes 349 amino acids.